AUGGGCAGAUCAUCCGUCCCCAAAGAAUGGGGUGCGACCAUCCCCGCAAAGACGACCAUAGGGUUUGUCAACGAGGGAUUGUUCUGCUACCGCAACGCUGCCAUUCAAGCCCUUUUGCAUGCCCCGGUGUUCCUGAAUUGGUUGAACUGGUACAAGAAUCACCAUGCACCCAAAAACAAUAUCUGCAUUAUGGGUGAGGAUGGAGGACCCUGUAAGGUCUGCCUCUUCCACGAUCUAUCCACCAGCUACUGGGGCGCCGACGGGGCCGGCACUGUCAAGGCGUUCACUGCUCUUACCGACCAACUGUUCCGAGGGUGGAAGGGAAAAGAUGUAGCUGAAGCGAACUUGCAACAAGAAGAUGCAUCCGAGUAUCGAGAAUCGCGGACUAAUUCGACCAGUCUUCGAGUGAGCUCCGAAGCGAAUCCCAAGGCUCGUACCGUUGAGGACACACUCACGGUGAAAAGCCAGCCAUACACAUCCAUGCUAGCAUGCGCGUUAUGCAAAGGUGAUCAAUCCUCUCGAGAGGUGAUCACAAACCCCCCAGAAAUAUUGUUUGUGCACAUGGAGCGUCUGGGAUUUACCAAAGAAGGACCAGGGAAAAAGACCGAGUAUCCCAUUAAGCUCCAAGAUUUCACGCUUGACAAGAAAUACAACUCACUCAAGGUCGACGUUGAAUAUGAGCUAACCUCGGUCAUCUUGCAUCACGCCAUGUUUGAAUUCGAUCUGGGAGGCCAUUACACCAUUCUUGUAAAAGGCAAGGACGGGGGAUGGACUCAUUUGGACGACGCCAGCAAGCCUGUCAGUAUGACCGGAGAGCAGAUGGCCGAAACGAUGUCAUUCUGCGGAGAUGCCUACGGUUUCACAUUCCGACGGAAGCCUCUCAAUGAGACCGAUCUCCUGAACAACAUGACCGCGACCGUCCAGGCGACUCCCGUGGAGAAACCUCAGCCAUUUUCCGGUUCCGCGGAGGGUGAAAAAAUGAUGGAAUACAUCGGCAAGCUCUUUGAGUAUCAGCGAGCCCAGCUUAGCAAGGACUGGGAUGAUGGUGCCGCAAAGAGAAAGUUAGAAUGGGACACAUGGGCAGAUUCGAGGGAUGCAAAGAGGCAGAAGAAUGACGCAGACGAACUGGAGAAGCUACUUCAGGAAUACGAAGACGCCGAAGGAGGUGAAAAGGGAGCAGAGGGAGGAGAUGACGGCGCCAAUGCAGAUGCAGAUGCAGUUGCCGCGCCUAAAAAAGCAAGCAUCAUCCAGGGCUUGAAGCAUCAUGGCCUUCUUCGAGUUACCCUGACCACACCUAAUGGUUCGAGGCCUCUCGAUCUGACGAUGAAAGGACUGGGUCAAAACAAGGUCCUGCAAGUUCCUCCUAGAAGAGGCGCGGACAGGGUGGCCAAGACGAAAGCCAUUGACAAUGCAACCAAAGCAAGCAGGGCGAGAAAGGGGAGGAAGGGGAAGAAGGGGAAGAAGGGCACGAAGGUAGCCGGAGGUGAUGGUGGUGGUGCUGGAGGUGGUGCUGACGGGGGAGGUGGUGAUGCUGAUGGUGGUGCUGGAGGUGGUGGUGGUGCUGGAGCUGGCGCUGGAGCUGAUGUUGGUGGUGGUGAUGGAGGAGGUGGUGAUGGGGGUGGUGGUGCCGGUGGUGGUGGUGCCGGUGGUGCGUAA
Molecule: messenger RNA, 1656 nt
Organism: Penicillium brevicompactum
Lineage: Eukaryota; Fungi; Ascomycota; Eurotiomycetes; Eurotiales; Aspergillaceae
Product: Peptidase C19 ubiquitin carboxyl-terminal hydrolase 2
Exons: 3
Coding region: 1-1656 (551 amino acids)
Biological process (GO): protein deubiquitination
Molecular function (GO): cysteine-type deubiquitinase activity
Source: RefSeq, a predicted model, not a curated record